AUGAUUUGGGAAUUUCAGGAUGGAAGCGCUAUCACUUUUACUGAUGAAGAUGCAGCGGGCAUCACUCUGCCGCAUAACGACGCCUUAGUUGUCACCUUGUCCAUUGACCGCGUCCAAGUAAAGCGGGUGAUGGUCGAUCCGGGAAGUUCGGCCAACAUCAUCCGUUGGAAAGUGGUGGAAGAAAUGGAAAUUCAAGAGAAAAUUAUACUGGCUGCAAGGACCCUUGCUGGUUUCAAUAUGUCGAGUGAGACUACAAAGGGGGAGAUCGAUUUGCAUGUAAAAGUCGGAGGAGUCGUCAAGCAAACCAAGUUCUAUGUGAUUGACGGCGACAUGCGCUAUCAUGGAAUAUUCGGGAGAACGUGGCUCCACGAGAUGAAAGCGGUUCCCUCCACUUUGCAUAUAUUGAUAAAGUUUCCUACACCGGAUGAAAUCAGGCAGAUUAGUUGA
Lycium ferocissimum is the source of this 447-nucleotide messenger RNA. RefSeq lists its product as uncharacterized. The record is from RefSeq and is a predicted model, not a curated record. The transcript has a single exon. NCBI's taxonomy places the organism in Eukaryota, Viridiplantae, Streptophyta, Magnoliopsida, Solanales, Solanaceae. Bases 1 to 447 code for a protein of 148 amino acids.